CCCGGGCGGCGUCGGGAGCACGGCGCGUGGGGCCGCUCCACGGGCGAGUCGUGCGAGCGGUGUUGAGCGGCCUCGUGCGACAAGCAACGGACACGCUCCACGUGCGGAUCGCGCAAUAAAUGUAACGCGUGUGUGGCCGGUGUAUUGUACGUUUAUUGCACGAUUUGCCCAUUAAAUACAUGAUUGUUGCUUGGCGCAUGUGGCUGGUCUACAUUUAUUGCACGAUUCACCUAUUAAGUGCGUGAUCGUUGCUUGGCGUGUGUGGCCGGGCUACAUUUAUUGCGCAAUUUGCCCGUUAAGUACGUGGUAUUUGCUUGGCGUGUGUGGCCGGUCUACAUUUAUUGUGUGAUUCACCUGUUAAGUGCAUGAUCAUCGCUUGGCGCUUGUGGCUGGUCUACGUUUAUUGCGCAAUUUGCCCGUUAAGUGCGUGAUCGUUGCUUGGCGCGUGUGGCUGGUGUGUUGUGCGAUUGAUUCACCCAUUAAGCGCGUGAUCAUUGCUUGGCACAGGCGGCCGCUCUACGGUAUUGUGUGUUUUGCCUGUUAAUUGCAUGAUCGAUGUUUGGCACGGGUGGCCGCUCUACGUUUAUUGCAUGUUUUGCCCAUUAAUUGCGUGAUCGUUGCUUGGCAUGUGUGACCAGUCUACAUUUAUUGUGCGAUUCGCCUGUGAAUUGCAGUAGAUAUGUAAUGUGUUGCAAGGGCCUAAGAAAUGUGCAUCCUUUUUAUUAUCAUAGUAUCUAAGAUGCAUUGAUAUAUGGAGACCUGUAGGCCUGCCUAGGAGUUCAUCUGGUCCCUGACUCGGUAUCCAGGCUGGCAUCCUACAGGCAAAUCCCAGGCUCAGAAAUCCCCGUGUUCAGGUACCCCCGGGCGCCCUUCAUCUUAUCCAGGAGCUGACGAGAUGAGCAGAUAAGGAAGGUGCAGCUGUCCAUGCCUGGCCUCUCUGCAAGGAGGGAAGCGCUGUAACAUAGCUGGAACUGGGAAUAGGGAACCAGGAAUAAGGAACUGACUUUGGCCUUGCUGCAACACAGAGGCUAGCUUUGAAAUGGGGCACCAGUCAGUUCACACGCGUGAUGGGAUGGAGGGGGCCCUGUUGCAGCGAGAGGACUCGAGCCCAGCCGGGCUGAGAACGACUGGUCUGUAGCACGGUCGUCUCUGUUUUCUUUCUGCAGAGGUCGGUGUGCGCGUUCACAGGUGCUGCAACACCGCUGUCCCAUAGGCUUCGGUAGAUGCGUCACUGAGAGCAGCUGGUGCUUGGUCUUAUCCACCCCUGCCCUGCCUGGUGUUACCACCUUGUAGAGCUGGACUUGAUUGAGUUCGGUGAUCGUAAAGGUUGAGAGCGAUAGUUAAGAUCCGUAUGGGCUUAGUAGAGUCUAUGCCUCUUCCUUCUUUCUGGGGUAACAAUUCUGGCUGGAGGGGGGAGGCACUUUUUUUUUUUUCUGGUUGUUUUGUUAAUCCUCCUGAUGCCUUUUAGUCAAGGGCAGGAGUGAGACGUAUAGCAUUACAGUGGAAAGGUUUAAGCACAGGUUUUGCAAUGUUUCCUAAAGAUGAGACUUGCAGUUUGCCUAAUCUCUUCUGGAAGGCCUCUCCCUCCUUGCACCACAGCAACCAUGAUGGCUUUAUCCCUCAGCUUUUGCCCAGUUCAUCCUGGGUUUUGUCCUCUGCAUUGCUGCCCUGGAGUGCAAAAGUCUCUGUGUUCCGUAGACUGAAAACUGGUGUUUGAUGUAACUCAGUCUUAAUCCAUGAAGGAAAAGCUAAUGAUGUUUUGCUUGCUGAUUAGAACAGAUUGCUGUAGUGUUUUGUGAAGCUAAUGAUGUACAAACACACUGCCAGGUAUUUAUGUGAUGGCGUCUGCUGCACUUACUUGAGCAGGAAGAGACCUACAUGGUUUUCAUUGGGAAUUUGAGGCCUGUAUUUUUCUGGUUCUGCUUAUAUUAGCAGAUGGUUAAUUACAAUGUUAACUUAUUAUGGCAAUAACUCUCAAUCCCAUAUGUUAUGGCAUCAUAAUUUCAGCAAAUGAGAAGUAUACAGUUUGUGUUCCAUAUUGUGCUCUGAAAUACAGGCAGUCCUCGAUUUACAGCAUUUCGCACUUACAACGUUUAUAAAUUUCAACUUUAUGAUGUCAGUUUCGACUUUACAACGCUUGAUCGGAUGCGAGGCCAUGCCAGCGAGCAAGUUCGCUGCAUCGCUCAUCUCCCUGGAGGACAUCUGUCCAAACUUCCUUGGACGCUUUCUUUAAGAAAGCAGACAAGACUCCAGGAAAAUCUGCAGCCAGGACUCCUGAGAAGACUCCAGCGAGGAGCCCUUCAAAAUGUCCAUCCAAGAGCCUUUCAAAAAGUCCAGCAAAGUCACCUCAAAGAAGUCCUUCCAAAUCAAUAUGAUUGCAAUUUACAAUAUAAAUACAUUAGUGUAGCUAUAUUACUCAUCUAUAAUUGAUCCAGUACAAAAUUCUGGAGUAUUUUUGGUGAAAAUAAGGUAUUGGGCCUUAGUUCAGGAACCAAUCCCUCAUUUAUAACAUCGUUUCUUAUGAGAAAAUUGGUUCCAAGUUACGUUUUGACUUAAGACGCAGUGUUUAGGAACCAAUUGUGUCGUAAGUCUGGGGACUGCCUGUAUCAGAACUAGGGGUUUCCUUCAAAAGCCAUCCCAUCCCAUCAGCAACUCCAAGAAUUUCAAGUUAUAGUUAGCAGUCUCCUUUCUGUAGAGAACAAGGAUGGUUUCACAGAGGCCACUAGAGCAGAAUUUGAGAGACCAAGAUUUCUGCCCUGCUGUGGCUUUUCUCUGUGACCUUAGGUAAAGUCUCACUGUGCCUCAGUUCCCCAUCUGUAAAACGGGGAUAGUAUUUUCCCUUUCCUACUUCACAAGUAUAGAUGUACCGUGAGGUUAAGAAAUGUACAUCACCCCUGUUGUCAUAGUAUCUAAGAUACAUAGAUGUAUGUAAACCUUGUCUGGCAAUAACAAACUGUUACCAUCCAGCCCAGCCUGGUAACCAGGCAAGAUCCCAGUCUGGAACUGCCCGGGCAUGCAGGAAGGCUGGGUUCUGUGUAGUGCCGUUGCUAAGACAUGCUCAACUUUUUUUUGAGGGUCCGGACCUAACAUAUCCAUUUUGAGGAAAAAUGAAACACAUCCAAGAUUCCUGAAUAAUAAGAAUGGGUCCAGAUGUACCACUACUAAAUGAUUACAAGCAGGAGUUCUUCUUGAAGCGCUUUCCACAGACUGUCCUGGGAGGUCCCCGAUUUAAAUUAGGCUAUUGUGCCCCUCCUUACAUAUAUGUGAAUCAGAUUAUUCUUUUCCUAACACCAUGGGUUUUGGGAGGAGUAGGAACACUUUUGUACCAGUUAGAUAUUAUGAAAGACUAUUACACUGCAGCACUUUCCGGAGGACUGAUGCUUGUUACAGCACUUAUUCUCCAGUUGACAAAUCUGAACGUGAGACAGAGAACAGUGACGGUAGAAAGAAUGCAGGUUCCAAAUACCUUAACAGAUGAAGACGAGUAUGAAUUUUCUAGCUGUUUAGGUUCAGAGACAGUAAAAUUUAUUAUUCCAGGCAAGAAGUAUAUAGUGAACACUGUUUUUCAUUCAUUUCUUGCUGGGGUCAUGUGUGGUUUGGGUACUUGGUAUUUGCUACCAAACAGAAUAACUUUGCUGUAUGAUAACGUUGGAGGAACUGUUAUGAUCUUUGUGUUUGGAUGGGUGACUAUAUGUAUAGGAGAAUAUUCAUUAAUCAUAAAUACGGCUACAGAGACAGCUGCUUUCCAAGCACUGGAUACUUAUGAAAUUACUGCUUUGAUGAGACCUUUCUAUAUUUUUGUCUUUAUUGCAGUGGAUCUUGCAUACAGGUUUGCUGGUAACAUACCCGUCCUAGAGCAGACAAACCAGAUCUUGCACAUCUUAUUUCUGUUUCUGCCAUUCUUAUGGGCGUUGGGAAUUCUGCCUCUGCUCGAUGCACUUUUUCUAUGGGGAAUGGAACAAGUGUUGGAGUUGGUCCUAGGAGGUUCACCCAUGUCGAGUAACACAAAGUUAUUAGUAAUGUUUCUCAUUUCUGCUGGAACAGCUAUAGCAUCGUAUUUCAUUCCCAGCACUCUUGGUGUGGUCCUCUUCAUGACUGGAUUUGGGUUCAUACUGAGUCUUAACCUAAGUGAGAUUGGUUUUUCCUUCAAGCACACCAUGAGCAGCCAUUUAGCUUCCAGCAAGUCUAAGACUCUAUCCAGUGGUCCUAGGAUACAGUUUGGGCGAAGGGAAUUCAUUUUCUAUUUGACUGUGUUGACAUUUGCUCUUAUAGAAGCUAGCCUGCUGCACCACUUUGCUGGUUUUACAGCAUUGUCCAAAGACAGUCCCCAAGCUAUAGUGAGUUACUUUCUGAUCAUAUUACUCCUAAUUAUGUGGAUUCUUAGAGAGAUUCAGAGAGUAUACUUGUUUGGAGUCUUCCGAAAUCCCUUUUAUCCAAAGGAUAUCAGGACUGUGACUGUGUUCAUGGAGAAGCAAAGAAGGCUUAUGAAAGUUGGUGUUGUCAGAAGGAUUUUACUAACACUAGUGUCUCCAUUUGUUAUGAUAGCAUUUAUUUCACUAGACUGUUCCCUACAAAAUCUUCAUUCUCUGUCUGUUUGCAUUGGAUUCACAAGAAUCUUAAGAAUGGUCUGGCAAAAUACAGAGAAUGCCAUGCUGGACAUAGUGGUGGUGUCAAUAGUACAGAUGCUGGUGUUUAAUACAGAUGUAUGGUGGAACAGGAGCCUGGAUACAGGAAUCAGACUCUUACUGGUUGGUGUCAUUCGGGAUCGACUACUUCAGUUUAUCUCAAAGCUGCAGUUUGCAUUAACUGUUCUCUUGACAUCGUGGACCGAAAAAAAGCAACGUCGUAAAUCCUCCACCACAUUAAUUACACUCAACAUUGUUUUCUUCCCUGUUGUAUUGGCCUUCAUUGCUGUUUCUGCGGUGCUGUCUUCCCCCUUGCUGCCUCUCUUCACUCUCCCAAUAUUUUUGAUCGGGUUUCCCAGACCAAUCCGAAGCUGGCCAGGAUCUGUGGGUGCAACAGCAUCUGUUUGUUCCGAUACCGUGUACUACAAGCAGAUGGUUCCAAGUCUGGCUGCCGCACUGCAAUCUGCACUAGCAGCUGGUAGCUUAGGUCUCUUUUUACCUGGAUCACACUACUUGUGCCGUUUUCAGGACAGACUGAUAUGGAUAUUGGUGAUAGAAAGAGGCUUCACAUACUGUUGUGUUAAUAUUAAGGGGCUAGAGUUGCAAGAAACCUCCUGUCACACUGCAGAAGCUCACAGAGUUGAUGACAUUUUUGCAAUGGCCUUUGAGCGUGAGGAGCAUGCAAAGACUCUCUCUCUCAAUCAUCAUUUUGGAAACAUUUUAACCCCUUGCACAGCUCUACCUGUGAGGCUGUAUUCUGAUGCCAAAAAUGUCUUGUCUGGAAUAAUUGAUUCUCAUGAAAACUUAAAGCAGCUGAAAGAUGAUUUUAUUAAAGUGCUUGUGUGGGUGCUAGUCCAGUAUUUCUAUAACAAAUCGAAAACAUGUGAGAAGCUGGACAAAGCAGACAAGGACACAGAUGAAUCAUUUCCAAUAAACAAGAAAGCAUUUAACAAUACAGUGGAAAGACCCAGGUCUGUAAGGGAUGAAGAUAGCUUUAGUGUAGAGACAAUUGAGGACUGGACUGAUGAUAGUGAUCUUUUUGAUCUUGAGCCCACUGGGAGAAUGAGAGAGAGAAAAGAAAUGGGACCAGCAGCAACUGCACCAAGAAUGCAUUUGUCUAUUCCAGGAUCUGUAGAAAUGCAGAGCAGAGAUGGUGCUCUACAAAAGACACCACUUGAAGAUAAACUAUGCAGACCCGUUGUACUUGGACUUCCUGCUCUAGAUAAAGGAAAAAAGCAGGAAGUGUUAAGACUACCUUCACUUGAAUUUAGCUGCUCCUAUUCGGAGCUGCUAAGCAUACCUGAAGAAUGGAGAACAGCACCCAUCCCUGCUUCCAAAUUCAAUGAGAUGAGGCAGAGGUUUCCAGAAGAGUGGUACCAUUUCAUUUUGAGUCAGCUGGAUUUUUUUCAUUUGGAAGAAAAGCCUGCCAGUUUACUUGAAGACCUUACUAAAGACAAAGCUUUGAAAGACUUGUAUAUCCAUGGUGUAUUGUCAUGUUGUUUUGGUUUGUUUGGACUAGACAGUACAGUUCCUGCUCCUAGUCAUGUAUUUAGAGCCUACACUGGGGGUAUUCCUUGGUCUGUUGGCUUGGAUUGGCUGACUGGAAAACCAGAGCUGUUCCAGCUUGCACUGAAAGCAUUCAGAUAUACAUUUAAACUCAUGGUUGACCAAGCAAGCUUGGGUCCAGUAGAGAGCUUCAAAGAGCUGGUUAACUAUCUAGAAGAAUAUGAAAAUGACUGGUACAUUGGUUUGGUAUCUGAUAUUGAGUGGCAACAAGCAAUUUUAAAAGAAAAGCCGUAUCUCUUUUCCUUGGGGCAUGAUCCUAACAUGGGAGUUUACACUGGGAGAGUGCUCACCCUUCAGAAGCUGCUAGUGCAGGUGGGAAAGUUAAACGGUGACGCUGUCCGAGGCCAAUGGGCAAACCUUUCCUGGGAGCUGCUGUACGCUACCAACGAUGAUGAGGAACGCUACAGCAUACAAGCGCACCCGGUCCUCCUGAGGAACCUGACCGUGCAGGCGGCCGACCCACCCCUUGGCUAUCCCGUCUAUUCAUCAGAACCUCUGCAUGUGCCUUUGUUUUAGACUUUGUGCUGUCUUUUGUACAUUCUAGCUGCAUGUGGGGAAACAAAAAGCAGUGCUGCAUUUUACACUAGAAGUGUGAAGAUCCUGCUCUCAAAGUGGCACUGGAUGUGUGUGCCGAGCCAAUAAGGAUUGAUUUGCACAGAAACGGUGCUAGCCAGAGGCAAAUUCUACAGCAGGCAAGAGCAUUCAAACCUGUUUUUCAAAAUACCAUCUCCUUUGUUGCUGUCAGGGCAAGAAGCCACUGCUUCAAGAUGCCCUGAUUUCCAGUUCACAGAAGAGACAUGAUUCUGGCCAUUAACUCCUUAUGGUGCAUUCUGAUUUUUUUUUUCUUUUCUUUUUUACUAGUCUGACAGGUGACUUCCAUCAGUAGGGAAGUUACAGCUCAUUAUAGUACAGCAGACCACAGAGUUGGUCACCAAAGUGUACAUACAACUAUUUAUAUGUAUUUUUUUAUUCUGAUCAUUUUAUAUAUACAAUUGAGUUUAAUUUUAGCACUUGUUUAAAAUAUAUGGCUGUAAAUAUUGUCCUGAAUUGUAGUGUGCUACCAGCUGCUGUAUAAUAAGGGAAGUCUGGAAGAAGUAUUUUUACAGAAAUGUACACUUAUGUGGGCAAGAAAGGUUUUGUAAAUUAGCAACCUGAAUCUUGCCAUUUUACUAAAAACAAUCUACAAGGGGUGUUUCAGAAAGUAGCAGCAAUAUUGCAGUAAAACCCCGUUAGUGUGUGGGGAUCAUUUACCGAGCCAUAUCACUUCUCUAGUCGUAAGCCAUGGGUGCAUUCGACAAUACCACCGUCAAUGUUCCCUGCUGCUGCAUAGUUCCCACUUUGCCACAGGCAGGCCGCGUGGGCAGCUAUUUUGUUGUUAGUUUCUGAAACACUCUCGUGUGUUAGGGGUCGGCUGCAGCGGUAUGGCCUGCAGGCUGGAUCGGACCCGGCUCACAAACGUGAGGUUUUGGCAGUGAGCAUGCUCCCCAUGCUACCACAGGGACAAACGCCGGCCCACCUGCCUCUGACCUUGGGUGACCAUCCUGGCCCACAGCCAGAAAAGGUUGCCUGUCUCUGGUCUAUGUGAUCCUGCUGAUGAGAAGACCACAUAAGUAAAAAGGGAAGCCAGUGUUGACUCCAAGAGGAUUAGUUUUCUCAGGGUAGCAUUUGUGAAAAUUGUACUUUUUAUAAAAUGCAUUUGCGUCUUGUAUUAUUCCUUGACGACAACAACAGAGAAAGCUUGAAACCUUUUUAAAAGAACUUUCUCUACUUUUUAUUCCAGAGUUACUGCUUUCAUUCAACUAUUCUAGGCCCUUCCUGGCAUAGAUUUGGCAGUCAGUUGCUUCAUAGUAGUACUAGUAUCUUUGAAAACACUUUUGGGCCACUUCACAUGUCUCAAGUGACUUGUUCAAAUUAUCUAUAUAGUGGUCUGCAUUAGAUAAAACUGAAAUGCCCCGCUGCCUGCCAUUUGCUAGUAGUCACUCAGUAAGUCACCCCCCGCCUCCCCUCUCUUUAAGCAAUUAUGGUGGAGCUGUUAGCUAUUAUUCACCAAGAUGUAAGUAAUUGCCUUUUUUCUCUAAAGUUAAUUUAAAUCAGAUCAGUUUCAUGAGAAAAUUAUUUGUACUUCAGUGUCUUUAGUCUUAAUAUUACACAACACUGAUCAUUCAGUGUGCAUCACUGACCUUUAAGUCUUUUUUCAUAUCAGAAAAGUCUGAAUAGAGGCCAGCCUGCUGCUGAGUUUGCUGAUGCAAGAAGAGGCAUACCUUUCAGUUAAUCCCUUUAGGCAAUCAUGUAGUUAUAUUAGCAGAUUAUGCAACCCAUGUGCUUGUUAAACAGAGUUUAAAGGGUACAAAUAUUUAUAAGAGAUCUUGGAGGUAUUAAGGAGGUUUCUGUUGUAAACCCAUGAUGUGAUCUACCAUUCACAGUCAGCCCUACACAUAGAACAUUAAAUCUGCUUCAGACUCUGA
Molecule: messenger RNA, 8656 nt
Organism: Alligator mississippiensis (American alligator)
Lineage: Eukaryota; Metazoa; Chordata; Crocodylia; Alligatoridae
Gene: PCNX4
Product: pecanex 4
Exons: 11
Coding region: 3141-6707 (1188 amino acids)
Cellular component (GO): membrane
Source: RefSeq, a predicted model, not a curated record